Molecule: messenger RNA, 603 nt
Organism: Didymella exigua CBS 183.55
Lineage: Eukaryota; Fungi; Ascomycota; Dothideomycetes; Pleosporales; Didymellaceae
Exons: 1
Coding region: 1-603 (200 amino acids)
Source: RefSeq, a predicted model, not a curated record
AUGGCUAACUCUCGGUCUGUCGUUCUUCUCAUCUCGGGCGGCUGGCAUACACCCCAAAGCUACGCCAAGCUCACCGAGGCUCUUUCUGCGUCUGGCUUCGUGGUCCACAUUCCUGCGCUGGGGUCAAUAAGUGACGAGCGGCCACCCAGUUCCGACCUGGAAGCCGAUUCUGCUCUGAUCCGCCCAUAUGCACAAGGUCUGGCUGAAGCUGGCAAAGAGAUGCUGGUCCUGAUACAUUCCUAUGGUGGCCAAGUGGGAACCAACGCGCUCGCUGGGCUCGGGGCCUCAGAAAGAUCCCAAAAAGGGCUACCAGGUGGCGUGUCACACCUUAUAUACAUGACUGAAACGGCACUCCCCGAAAGCAAGAGCAUGGUCGACCCUGUGCGCGAUUUUGGACACGAAGAGCUUUUGCCCUGGCUUUCGACUUCGCGGAUGACAAGUCAUGUGUCCACCGUGACCCGAAGCUGCUGUCGAUUGGUGCUGAUGAAAGUGUCUCCGAAGAAGAGAAGGUUGCUUAUGUGGCUACAUUGGGACGGUAGAACGGUACCUGCAUGUAUCAGCCACUUACAACCGCGCGUACGGCGUGGCGCGAUGGGCCAGUGA